Iphiclides podalirius (scarce swallowtail) is the source of this 684-nucleotide messenger RNA. The record is from the annotation of a GenBank genome assembly. NCBI's taxonomy places the organism in Eukaryota, Metazoa, Arthropoda, Insecta, Lepidoptera, Papilionidae.
AUGCCCAUUUUACUUAAGGGGAUUCUCACAAGGAAUUAUGGCAGCCAACGAACUUUUGGGGCUUUCUACGAUUUAUUUGCCCAUGAAAAUUCGCAACCUGACCAACCGAGUAAUCUACACGAACAACCUCUUGCCGAUGAUCCUGAAGACUGUGGGGAAAUCGAAGAUUAUGAUGAAAAUGACGUUGGUUCCGCAACCACAGAAUCUGCCAGGAGAAAAGGAAAUUCAGAUAACAGAUACUUCUUGGGGAAUAUUUUUAACUUUUUAAGACCGACAACGUUGCGCCCUCCCCAAGUUUAUCCUGUAAGACCUAUUGGUAGACCCACAAAACCGCCAUAUUGGUCAGGAGGCUUCUUCGACACCAAUUACUAUCGCCCACCGGCCCAUCAAUAUCCAUCAGAUUAUGUCAAACCUGUUCAUGAAGAUGCACAAGUAAUACAUGCGACUUAUCGGCCGGGUGUGGUGGGAGGUUUGCUUGGUCAUGUAGUAGGAGUAACGCAAGUAAGACCAACUAACAGGCCGCCCGAAACAACAUCAAAACAAAAUACCAAAUAUAUUAACAACGUACGUUUCUCUAUGUUGUCGUCUCAAGCUACAACGAACUCCAACAGACGGCCGCGAGACAGGAAAGAGAAUGAGGCCAACCGCAGUGUGCUUGGAUCAUUCAUAGAUCUGUUCUUUAAA